UAUGAAUGUAUUGAAGACGGAGGAUUUAGAGCAAGAUGGUUGGAGGAUGGUAUUUAGAGGGACAUCUGACAAUGGACAUAGUGUUUACUAUGCUUGGAUUGACGGAAAGAAUUCAAAUCCAGACAAACCAGUUUCUAUGAAACGUUCUCAUGGUUUACACUAUCGGGAUAACGUCUUAGACAACUGGUCAAACCUUGAUAUCAAGCUGGUUAAAUUUGCAUUCUAUGAUUCUGACAAAGAAGUUGCAUACGUGAUCUUCAACGGGGAAGAUAGCGAUUUAAACAACUGGUUUGAUAAGAGCCGAGUUAUUGACUCGAGUUGGCCAGACUUAACUUCCACAAGUACAUUCAACUAUUUCUCAAUUAAAGGACAUAUCUUAAACUAUCUACAUGAUCGUCGUUUCUACAUCAACAGAAGUAAUGGCGGAUGUGCAAAUGACCUUGGUCACCUUGCAAUUAUAAAUUCAGCUGUAUCUAAACCUGAAUGUUUGUUUGACAGCCAGCCAUCCUAUCCAGCGUUUAUAUAUUCAAAAUAUAAUUCGGUCGACUUCAUCCAGAGGAGAAUGUUUGGUACUGCAGAUUUCAUGGUGGUUUCUAUAAAGACAAUCGUUGGCUAACUGUAAACA
Ruditapes philippinarum (Manila clam) is the source of this 625-nucleotide messenger RNA. RefSeq lists its product as uncharacterized. The record is from RefSeq and is a predicted model, not a curated record. Bases 2 to 616 code for a protein of 204 amino acids. The transcript is spliced from 2 exons. NCBI's taxonomy places the organism in Eukaryota, Metazoa, Mollusca, Bivalvia, Venerida, Veneridae.